Molecule: messenger RNA, 337 nt
Organism: Paramecium sonneborni
Lineage: Eukaryota; Ciliophora; Oligohymenophorea; Peniculida; Parameciidae
Source: the annotation of a GenBank genome assembly
AUGGCAAAAUUAUCAUUCUUAGACUCUCCUUAUGCAAAGGCAUUUUAUCUUAUUCAAGAAUUUUAGAAACAUGAAUACAUAAGUUAAAGUGAAAAAUCUCAUAUUAAAGGUUAAACUAUUUAUAAUAUUUUUAGACUUAAUAAUAUAAAAUGACACUUCAGUCUACAAUUUAAUAUAUUCGAAAAAUGAUUAAGAUCUUAAAGAAAAUCUAAUAAAAUUAAUUACAACAAUAAGAUCGUAAAUAGAAUAAUAAUCUGAAGAAGAUGAUGUUUCAACUAGUAAGAGUCUUAAACUCUUUCUAAGAAAGAAAUUAAGGUUAAAUUUAAAUAAAAAAUGA